Caenorhabditis angaria is the source of this 688-nucleotide messenger RNA. The record is from the annotation of a GenBank genome assembly. Lineage: Eukaryota; Metazoa; Nematoda; Chromadorea; Rhabditida; Rhabditidae.
AUGCAUAGAUUAGCGGCUUUUGAUGAGGUUGUUUUGGGAUUUUUUUGAUCUUCGGAUAAUUUUUAAUUGUUUUUCAGAAAACUCGUGCCAUAAUUUAUUCGGAUGUUCAGAAAAUGCGCAAAUCUCGGAAAUAUGAUGUAGAUCAGGAUUUUUCGGAAACCAGUGAUGAAAAUAGCGAGGCAGAAAUGCUGAAAUUGAUGGAUCUCCAGAGAAAAAUUUCGAAGGUGAGAAAACUUUUUUAUAGAAAAAUAUUUUUUUCGAAAAAAAACAAAAAAUUUCGCAAUUUUUAGCAUUCAAAAAUUUCAUCACAAGAAAUUUUGAUUUAAUCGAUUUUUAAACAUUUUUCUACCUGAAUCACUCCCAAAAGCUUCAAUUUUUCAUCUUCAGAAGUUCCAAAAUCAUCAAGCCAAUCAAAAUAUUGCAUCACAAGUUUUGAAAGAAUUAUCCGAAAAAAAUCAAUAUGAAGACAAUUAUCAAAAUUAUAGAGAAGAUGAUGAAAAUCAGGAUAGGUUGGUUUUAUUUAUUUAUUUUUUCUCUAAUACUUCUGAUUGUUAUAUUUUACAGCUUAUCAUUAUCAUCCCAAAUAUUGCCAAAACUUCAAUUAUUUAUUAAAUAUUUAUUUGUGAUUUUCGUGUUUCCUUGGCUAUUUUCAACAAUUACUCGAUAUUUUCUGGAUAAUGUUUCAUAG